GAAAGCCCUCAUUAAGUUAUGUGACAUCUCUAAUGAGGCUCGUCCUGCAGAGCAGGCAGAGGUCUGGGCGGAUGCGUUGAUGGAGGAAUAUUUCCAGCAGAGUGACCGUGAGAAGGCGGAGGGUCUCCCAGUUACCCCCUAUAUGGAUCGGGACACUGUGGUCAAAUCCGAAUCGCAGAGUUCGUUCAUCAGCUUCCUGCUGCUUCCCCUGUGUGACUCCCUGUGCGAGAUCUUCCCUCAAAUGACUCUAUGGCUGCUACAACCCCUGAGAGAGGCCAAACUGCGAUAUGAGAGGCAAAUUGAAGAGGCUCAGGGACAGAAGCUCUGAGGUCAGGCGGUGUCACGUCACCCUGCAGCCAUUAUCUCAGUGACCACGCUGGUGUAUUAUUAAUG
Pseudophryne corroboree (corroboree frog) is the source of this 393-nucleotide messenger RNA. Its product is annotated as high affinity cGMP-specific 3',5'-cyclic phosphodiesterase 9A-like. Bases 80 to 328 code for a protein of 82 amino acids. Gene Ontology annotation, molecular function: 3',5'-cyclic-GMP phosphodiesterase activity. The transcript has 4 exons. Lineage: Eukaryota; Metazoa; Chordata; Amphibia; Anura; Myobatrachidae. Gene Ontology annotation, biological process: cGMP catabolic process; signal transduction. The record is from RefSeq and is a predicted model, not a curated record.